AAGGGGAACACCAAAACAUUGUCGAACCAGAGGAGAGAGCACCUUGCGGCUUUCGACACUCUCUCUCCAUUAUAAUUCCCGUUAAGUUUGGAAGCUUAUUACGUGGGCAUUUUUAGGCCUUGGAUUGUUUUUAAGACAUCCUAGCCGUGAACCGGAGAGGCUCCGAUUCCGAGUUGAAGAGAUUCCAGCUUCCGUCGGAGCCAAAACAGGAGCAAGAGCUAAGAAAAAUGGUGGUUAGGGUUUUAGCUUCAGUGGGUGUCUACAAAUCGCAUCCCUUCAAGAGUCUAUUCUCCAAUGUUUUCUUAUUCGCAGCCUUCUUCUCCAAAUCCCCACUUCACAAAACCAGCUUGAAUGAUAUUACAUGCAAGGUCUUGGGUCGGGAACAAUUUGCUUCUAAGCAACUAUGUGGUAUAAAAGCGUUUCCCUUUUUGGGGCUUCGAUGGAUUCAUUCAGACCCAUUUUUAAAAUUGGCUGAUAAAGUUGUUGAACCACUGAAGCAGUCGGAAAAAAGCGCAAAUGCUGGCAGUGAUGGUGAUGCUAGAGUGAAGAGGAAAAAGCUCAAGGGAAAAAGAGCAGUUGUGAAGUGGCUGAAGUUCUUCAGGUGGAAGAAGAAGAAAAAUUAUGAAAGAAUGACUGCAGAGGAAAAAAUUCUCUUCAAUUUGAGGAAGGCUCAGAAGAAAGAGGAAAGACUUGUUGAAGCUCUGAAGAAGACUGAGCCUAAAGAGACAUCAGAGACAACCCAUGAUCCAGAGAUAUUGACACCCGAAGAGCACUUCUUCUUUCUGAAGAUGGGUCUCAAGUGCAAGAAUUACGUGCCUAUUGGAAGACGGGGAAUCUACCAGGGUGUAAUUCUGAACAUGCAUCUGCAUUGGAAAAAACAUCAGACGCUGCAGGUGGUCGUCAAGACAUUUUCACCAGAGGAGGUCAAGGAGAUUGCUGCUGAGCUGGCUAGAUUGACCGGAGGAAUUGUGCUUGACAUUCAUGAAGAGAACACAAUUAUUAUGUACAGAGGGAAGAACUAUUCUCAGCCACCAACAGAGAUAAUGUCACCCCGGGUCACUCUCUCCAGGAAGAAGGCUUUGGAUAAAUCCAAAUAUAGGGAUGGCCUCCGAGCUGUUAGAAAAUAUAUUCCGAAACUCGAACAGGACCUUGAAUUGCUUCAAGAGCAGGCCAAAAAUAUGGCUGAAAAUAAAACUGAUGCUGGUAAAGAGAAUGAAGGAACUGAAACUGGAAGUAUUGACUCUGGGAGCUGUUCAAACUUGCAAUUGAAGAAUUCUGAUAAGCUGAAAGAAAUCCUGGAUGGAAACAAGCAAUGCUCUGAGGAUGAUUCUCUUAUGGAUACAGGUUUGGCAUCAGAUUCUGAAGAUCUUUCGGAUAUUUUCGAAACGGAAUCUGACACAGAGACUUUGGAUCAAGUGCAACGACCUCUUUAUUUGGAUGAGUUUGAAAAAUUCCCAGUUGAAAGUGAUAAAGAACCUGAAGAUUUUGAGGAGCACCUUCGCCAAAUAUCUAUGGACUCGAGAAAAGUUCAAGUGCUGGAGAAAAAUUCCGACUUGCCAAAUUUUGAUGAGGUUGAUCAGAUAUUUUUGCGCGCUGCUUCUCUUUUAAAGAAAAAGAGACGGUAGGAGGUUUAUAAGUUAUGUACUCUUAGAAGUAAUGUUUGGUUGCUUGGAAAAAUAUUCUCAAUUUAAGGGUUGAUAGAGGAUUUGAUUACUACAUUUGUAUUUACUCAUUACCCUAUAAAUAGAGAUGUUUGUAUUAUAGACAAAUUAAGUUAAUGAUCACAAUGUAGCAUUUAGGAGUA
Corylus avellana is the source of this 1804-nucleotide messenger RNA. The record is from RefSeq and is a predicted model, not a curated record. NCBI's taxonomy places the organism in Eukaryota, Viridiplantae, Streptophyta, Magnoliopsida, Fagales, Betulaceae.